This is a messenger RNA of Galeopterus variegatus (Sunda flying lemur), 1709 nucleotides long. It is a transcript of the gene TEX30, whose product is annotated as testis expressed 30. The coding region runs from base 746 to 1423 and encodes 225 amino acids. The record is from RefSeq and is a predicted model, not a curated record. Lineage: Eukaryota; Metazoa; Chordata; Mammalia; Dermoptera; Cynocephalidae. The transcript has 6 exons.
GGGCACCGGCCGGUGGGGGCUUCGUCCGCUUUGCCGAGUGGGAGGGCGGAGUGCGGGGUCAGUACGGACGAAGAGAGCCGAACGGGGACUGCAUCGAUGGCAUUUGCCAGUGUUUGGUCACCGGAUCGAAGUAGCCUCCGAGAUUUGAGCGGUCGCCCCCUGGAUGGCCCACAGCACAGCCCGGCACAUACGCGUUUGUUGAGUGAAUAAAAACUCUUCCCAACUGCCGUAGAACCCCGAACUCCUGUGAGACCUCGUUUGGAAUUUUUACUCAUGUGUUGUCUGGUGUGUGCUGUUGACCCGACCCCCGGAAGACUUGAACUCGUAACGUUGCUGUUUGCCCCAUGACGGCCAAAGUAAUGCCGUAGGCGUAACAGAUAAUGCACAAACGUUUUUCAACUGAAAGCUGAAGCGAUUGUGGCAUUUUGAUCCUUUAGCGUCAGAUGUAAUUACUUUUUACAUCCUGAAUAUAAGUAGUUGUUAUAAAACACAGCUAUUGAAUGCUCCCGAUGUGUGGACACGUACUAAAUUACAGGGCAUAUGUCAUUUAAUCGUCACAGUAUUUCUACAAGCUGGUGUUGAUUUUCCUCCAUUUGCAGUUGAAGACAUUGAGGCUCAGCCUGCCUUCAUACCCUGCCCUGUUCGAAUCCGAAAGCCAAGGAUUAAACCGACACUGUCCAGAGCAGGUAGACGUCCUUUGCUUCUCAGAUGUAAUGCACUUUAAGUUUGUUAUUCAACAGUGAAAAUGAGUCAUACAGAGGUUAAAUUAAAAAUACCUUUUGGAAAUAAAUUACUAGAUGCUGUUUGUUUGGUACCUAACAAGACCUUAACAUAUGGAAUAAUUCUUACACAUGGAGCAUCAGGAGAUAUGAAUCUUCCUCAUUUGAUGUCACUGGCAUCCCAUCUUGCAUCUCAUGGUUUUUUUUGCCUGAGAUUUACCUGUAAAGGCCUUAAUAUUGUACAUAGAAUUAAGGCAUAUAAAUCAGUUUUGAAUUACCUGAAGACCUCUGGAGAAUACAGACUUGCAGGUGUUUUCCUUGGAGGUCGUUCAAUGGGCUCAAGAGCAGCUGCUUCUGUAAUGUGUCAUACUGAGCCAGAUGAUUCUCAUGGUUUUGUUCGAGGUCUCAUUUGUAUUUCUUAUCCACUGCACCAUCCAAAGCAUCAUCAUAAACUCAGAGAUGAAGAUCUCUUUCGUAUUAAAGAUCCUGUACUGUUUGUGUCAGGCUCAGCAGAUGAAAUGUGUGAAAAGAACUUGUUGGAGAAAGUGGCACAGAAAAUGCAAGCUCCCAAUAAAAUCCACUGGAUUGAGAAGGCAAAUCAUUCCAUGGCAGUGAAAGGACGGCCAACAAAUGAUGUUUUCAGAGAAAUAAAUACACAGAUUUUGUUUUGGAUCCAAGAAAUCACUAAUAUGGACAAGAAAUAGUUGUCAUCAGUUAAAAACCAUGUUAUUUUGAAUAUAAGUACAGUUAAUUUGAUAAAGAAUAGUAUACCCUCAGCAUUAUGAGAUAUAUUUCAGACUAAUUUAAUGUUCUUUAAUGUUCCUCUAUUUUUAAAACACAUUUUGUGAUAUGAUGUCCUUUUCAAAAUGUCUUUUAAAGCACUGUUAUAUAAAGAUGAUGUACACAUACUGAAGGUGGCCUAACUAUAAUUUAUUUUCAUUAGUAUAGUUAAGUUUUGAAAAAAAAUUAAACAUUUGAAUUUUGUUACAA